Molecule: messenger RNA, 3175 nt
Organism: Ectocarpus sp. CCAP 1310/34
Lineage: Eukaryota; Phaeophyceae; Ectocarpales; Ectocarpaceae
Source: the annotation of a GenBank genome assembly
GCGUGUCGUUGUUUGUCUCUCUAGGGGAGGCACAUACACGCCUGAUACACCCUCCAAGGUCUCGGUCAUGGGUUGCAUAUCGUCGAAGAACACAAAUGAGGAUUCGGGUGACUCUGGGGGUGCUGGGGCUCCAGGCUCCCUCCGGGGGCAACAGACGGCCCAGCAGGCAGCAGGCGGGGGAGCACCCGUGUCGAUCAGGGAGAUAUCGCUGACCAAGUCGAACGUCGGGGCGGUGGGGUCGAGCGAGCCGAGGCCGGGCUUCGAGCAGAUGUAUCAGCUGGGCAAGGAGCUCGGGCAUGGUUCCUUCUCAACUGUACGGGAAGGGACUCACAAGGAGAGUGGCGAGCGAUUCGCCGUUAAGUGCGUGAAGCGGGCGGAUUUGCCUCCGGAGGACGAGGCCGACCUAAAGAUGGAGGUCAAGCUCUUGCAGGAGAUCGAGCACGAGAACAUCGUCAAGCUCUACGACUUCUACCAGGAGAAGCACUUUUUCUACCUCGUCAUGGAGAUACUCGACGGAGGGGAGUUGUUCGACCGCAUCGUGCUCAAGCAGGUCUACAACGAGAAGGAGGCCAGGGACGUGCUGAAGGUGCUGUUCAAGGCCAUCAAGUACUGCCACGAUCGAGACAUUGCGCACAGGGAUCUCAAGCCGGAGAACUUGUUGCUGGUUAGCGACGACGACGACGCGGUGAUCAAGCUCGCGGACUUCGGUUUCGCGCGGCCCGUGGGGGAAACGGGUCUGUCAGCGCAGUGCGGUACACCCGGGUACGUGGCGCCCGAGGUUUUGAAGGGAGAAGUCUACGGCAAGCCGGUGGACAUCUGGAGUAUCGGGGUGAUCACCUACAUCCUGCUCGGGGGAUACCCUCCGUUCCACGACGACAACCAGGCCAAGCUGUACCAGAAGAUUAAGAAGGGGAAAGUAUUGUUCCACCCUCAAUAUUGGAGUACCGUGUCGGACGAGGCGAAAGACCUCAUCAAGAAGAUGCUCACGUUAGACAAGGAUAAGCGAAUCACAGCUGAGCAGGCCUUGGAGCACCCCUGGGUAGUGGGAGAUGCGGCGGAGCUGGAGAAGCACGACCUGGGCGCCAACAUGGGCAAGCUUCGGCUCUUCAACGCCCGUCGCAAGUUCAAAUCCGCCAUAAGCUCCGUGAUCGCGGCACAAGCGUUGUUGAACGUAGCGGAGUCCGUAGGGAUGGAUCGCUCGGAAAAGCCGGGAACGAGCGCGCCCGAUGGCAGCGCCACCGAAGUCCCUCCCGCCCCCGCGGGAAUCCCGUCCAGCGAUGCACCACCGCCAGCGGACGAUGACGUACCCCCGCCGAGCAUCCAGGAGUGAUGGAGUGGUUUGAUUGGGUGGUGGGAAGAGGGGCGUUGGAUGUUGGUGUGCGAUGCGCGCGCGGGGCUUGUAUUUUGCGGCGGGUCGUCGCGAGAGGGAUAGAUGGAGUGGCUGGAGGGUCGAUGUAAGGUAGGUUUUGGGCGGCCGUAUACAGCAAACUGCUGUCUAUGCUUUGUAUGUCGUCCUCUCACGGAAGGAGGUUGGACCGUUUCCUUUUGUUUUGUCGAUGUGCCGGUCCAACCCCCCCCCUGUCUCAUGAAUUGUUCGGAGCGGUGGGGUCGAGUGAGUUGAUGGCAGCACCGCCACCGCACCAGCAGCAGGAGGAGAACGACGACACACGAUGGCCACGAUAUUUCGAGGCGGUGAUGGUGGUGGUGGCAGGCAAAGACAGGAACUGCGUCGGGGGGCAUUUUUUGCGUGCUUUGUUUUUCGUGGCAGCGCUUUUUCAAGCCUUUUGUUUGAGGCGGGGCUGGAGGGGCUUGGCUUUGGGCCUGCCCUACGACUGAUCUUGUCGUUGCGAGCGAACAAAAGCGGGGCCGGGCGAUUGCGCUGGUUGGAUCGCGUUUGGGCCGGCAAGUAGCUUGUUCAAGAACAGUCGGUCAGGUUGGGUUUGAUUACGUAAGUUGGUCAAGUUAGACAAUAAUUCGGUCUGGAUUUGGCCGGGUAUUUCACCCCCAGGUAAAUCCGAGUGUCUGUCGCUUCUCGAUGUGUGAUGUAGCGGCGGUAGAUGUUUGUUAUGUCGUCGUAUGCAAAGGGGUGUUUUUUUUCGGCACCUCUUUCCUUUUCGUCGUCCUUCCCCCUUCGAUUUUUUGUAGAUCCUGCCAUCGAUCACGAGCGACAAGAGACUCUACAACGUUUUGGGUGGGAGAGAAGUCUUUGAGCUGGGUCGAGCCGGGGGGUGACGGGGGCAUCGGCUAAGCGCGCGGGGUGGGGCACAAAGGGAGGGAUUGUCAUUUCACCCCUGCUUUGUAACCUUUGAAAAUUUGAUGGCAAGAAUAGGUGCUUCUGCUGCUGUCUCACUGAUACAUUCCCCCCGGAAUCGUGAGACGCGUAGCACAAAAAAGUGAGAGUGAGAGUGAGCGUGAGAGAGUGAGAGACAGGCAAGUGGUAUGCUACAAUAAGCAUAGCGGCAUCUAAUAGUAGUCUAAGGGGUUUCUUAAUUGUACGCUUGGGGCCUGCCUCCAAAGCCCUCUCUUCGCUCUUUCUCUCUUGGUCGUUUUGAGUUGCCACAAAAUGAGAGCGGGAUGCAAUCACUCACAACCGUGUGUGUACAGGAGGGGGACAAGCCAGAGAAAAAAAACGUGCCGCGAUAUCGCAGGCGAAACGGAUGUGUCAAUGACUUGGCUCAGGAGAUGGUGCUUGGCUUAGCCGAGUGUUGAUUGCUGCCCUCGUGAUUUUGGUUUUUACUGAUGUGUGCCUUGUCCAUGAGACCCCCCAUCCCCCCCCUGGCGUAUCCAGUAUUCGGUCUGAAAAUUCUUUGAUGUCGCUGGCUAUCUAUGUGGGGUGGGGGCAGGCAUUCGUGUAGCUGUAGACUAGUUUCUGUCAGCCGUGUAUGAUAGCAGUUUUUGUGAUGGUUUUUUAUUUUUUUUGUUUCUUCUGCAUGUACGCAUGCAUACAUCCAAACCUUUCGGGAAGAGACGAAGUCACCUGCUCGACCUCCAUCUUCUGCGCUUUUUUCGUUGCUCGUGCUUCACUUCAACGCACGGAGUACCUGACUGAGCCCACACGGAUUGGGCGGGCGUGAUGUCCUUUUUUUCUCUCCCUUUCCCUCCCUUUUCUUGCCUCUAGAUGGAAAACGGAGAGCAGUCGUCCUGCUGUGUGUGUCUUAAUUAUUAGCAUCGACCG